GGUGAAGAAAAUCCACUUUGGGUCCCGACACGACUGACAAGGACCGUGAAAGAGCAAGAUGAACCCCCAAGAUGAUUCUCCUGCUCCUGAUGAUUGAAACCAGGAUAAGUAUACCUUUAUGGGCCAUAGUAAGAUCAUGGCCAGUACCUUUACCGGUACAUUCCAAUUCUUCUACCUAGCCUUUGUUUUUUGCAAAGGAAUGUUUUUUGGAUGUGCCUUAUGCACGACAAACUCCUCAAGAGCCACGGGUGUAUAAGAGUACUAGUUUUCAUUUAAAUUAUACAUUAUGCUUUGUGCAUAAUGUAGAUAAACCUUUUACACCCUAAAUAUUUUUUAAGAAAGAUUAUCUCUAAUUGGGCAGAUCAAAUUAAUACUGCUGACACUAUAAGUCAGAUAGCAGAAAAAACAUCUGAAGCAUUGCUUACCCUGCAAAGGGUGGAUUCUCAUAUCACCUCAGGGUUAAUGUUAGUGAAUCAGAGAGUGGAUAUUUUACAACAUGACAUGGGACAGAUGAUGGAUGUCAUACAAAUGAGUUGUGUGGCAUCCACAUCGCAUGUAUGCAUUACUCCCAAUAGGUAUAUUAAUAAUUCUUUUAUUAAAAGUACAGACCUAUCGAAUUACCUGAAGGGGAACUGGUCGCAGGAGCUGGAAAGGUUGCAGACAAGGCUGCAGAUACAGAUCCUGAACCUUAAUGGGACCAGAGUGGAACCAGUGACCCUCGGAGACUUUAACUCCUGGCUUACCUCUACUUUUUCUUACUUUAAGGAAUGGGUGGGAGUGAUUUUGUUUGGUGCUGCCAUAUGCUGUGGACUGGUGUUCAUGCUCUGGUUGGUAUGCAAAUUCAGAACCCAACAAAAACAUGUCAAGGUGAUUAUAACUCAGGCACUUUUAGCUAUUGAAAACGGCUCCUCCCCUGAAAUUUGGUUAUCUAUGCUCAAGAAUUAGUUAGCAUCUGAGUUCUCUGCUCUUGCACUCCACAGCACUGAGAUGAGAGAGACUCAACGAUCAGUGAUCAGCCCUUGCACAUCACUGAGGUUUCCUCAUUGCAAGCGAUAGGGUGAUCAUGAUUUCCCCCUAACUCAUUUUUUGGCUGGCCUCUUUUGCAGAGUUCGCCCUAGGUCAUUUAGCAGUUAUUGUCACACAGCACUGUGGUAUCCAGAGACGGGCAACUUUCCUCGUGCACAGUCCAACCUAAGACAUGGGGCCCAGUGGCGAUAGGGUUACCCUAUGACAGGUCAGAGGACAACUUUUAAGAGCCAGUGCUCUCUUACCAUCGGGUCCUGGGGAUGGAAUUCACAUGACACUUGGAGCCGGAAGCGGAGGGUCAGACGGCAAGGUCAGAGGGCACACACUCCUAAGGCAAGAGGAACCUCGGUGACCUCUUCCAGAGACUGCACGCACCUUGGCUGGGUGCGCAGGCGCACGGAAGCCACGGGCGCGGUGGGCGGCGGCGAGAGGCGAUUGGCUGAAUGCCGAGGCUCCGCCUUUCGGCGCGUCAGCUACCGGGUCGGCGGGUUAGUCUGCAGGUUCGGGUCGUUCUGGCGUCGUUGAAUCCGGUGUGGUGCCAGGGCCUUGUGCGGCUCUCACGCUCGCCGGGAACUGAGCAUUGCUGUCUCUGAAAAAUGAAUCUCAGUAUGAAGCAGAAGCAGGAGGGAGCCCAAGAGAAUGUGAAGAAUAGUCCUGUCCCAAGGAGAACGCUGAAGAUGAUCCAGCCUUCUGCAGAUGGAUCUCUUGUUGGCAGAGAAAAUGAGUUGCCAAAAGGCUUGUUCAAAAGGAAGCUUUGGGAUGACCAGCUAGCAUCUCAGACUUCAAGCUGUGGUCCAGAAGCUAAUGAAAAUAAGGAUGUUGGAGACCUCACCCAGGAAGCCUUUGAUCUUAUAAGUAAAGAGAACCCAUCUUCUCAGUAUUGGAAAGAAGUGGCAGAGCAGCGGAGGAAAGCUCUCUACGAAGCGCUGAAAGAGAAUGAGAAACUUCAUAAAGAAAUUGAACAAAAGGACAGUGAGAUUGCCCGCCUGAGAAAGGAGAAUAAAGACUUGGCAGAAGUAGCUGAGCACGUGCAGUACAUGGCGGAGGUAAUCGAGAGGCUGAGUAAUGAACCUCUGGAUAACUUUGAAUCACCGGAUAGUCAGGAAUUUGAUUCUGAAGAAGAAGCUGUUGAGUAUUCAGAACUGGAAGACUCAGGAGCUGGGACGUGUGCUGAAGAGACUGUGUCUUCCUCCACGGAUGCUAGGCCGUGUACAUGAGGUGUGGGACGCACUGCCAGCGUUGCCCUUUAGUAUAGCUCUUGGUAAACUAACUACACGGUGCAAGUGCUGGAAGCCAGGUUUGAAUCCUGGGGCUAUCACUAUGUUAAAAUACAGAUAGUGUGUAUUUUUAAUCCGUUUUAUGUAAAUAGCAUUUUCAUUUUUGUCAGUGUCAGAUAUAAACUGUAUAUUAAAUAAACUUCAAUUUCCUGUUGAACAUUGUA
Mus musculus (house mouse) is the source of this 2467-nucleotide messenger RNA. It is a transcript of the gene Gmnn, whose product is annotated as geminin. Gene Ontology annotation, molecular function: chromatin binding; histone deacetylase binding. Bases 1623 to 2243 code for a protein of 206 amino acids. Gene Ontology annotation, biological process: regulation of mitotic cell cycle; negative regulation of DNA replication; negative regulation of mitotic DNA replication initiation. Gene Ontology annotation, cellular component: cytoplasm; nucleus; transcription repressor complex. The transcript is spliced from 9 exons. The record is from RefSeq and is a predicted model, not a curated record. NCBI's taxonomy places the organism in Eukaryota, Metazoa, Chordata, Mammalia, Rodentia, Muridae.